Vitis riparia (riverbank grape) is the source of this 438-nucleotide messenger RNA. Its product is annotated as secreted RxLR effector protein 161-like. The transcript has 2 exons. The record is from RefSeq and is a predicted model, not a curated record. The coding region runs from base 1 to 438 and encodes 145 amino acids. Lineage: Eukaryota; Viridiplantae; Streptophyta; Magnoliopsida; Vitales; Vitaceae.
AUGCAGAAGAUUCCUUACGCUUCGGCUGUGGGGAGUCUAAUGUAUGCUCAGGUAUGUACACGUCCGGAUAUUGCGUACAUUGUUGGCAUGUUAGGCAGAUAUCUAAGUAACCCUGGAAUGGAUCAUUGGAGAGCAGCCAAGAGGGUUCUGAGAUAUUUACAGAGAACAAAAGAGUACAUGCUUACAUAUAGGAGAUUGGAUCAGUUAGAGUUCAUUGGGUAUUCCGACUCUGACUUUGCUGGAUGCCAAGACAGCAGAAGAUCCACAUCAGGCUAUAUUUAUCUGUUGGCUGGUGGAGCAAUUUCAUGGAGGUCUGCCAAACAGACACUCGUAACUUCAUCCACCAUGGAAGCAGAGUUUGUAGCAUGUUAUGAGGCAUCCAAUCAAGGAAUAUGGCUACGAAAUUUUGUCACUGGGCUGCGUGUUCUGGAUGAAUAA